Messenger RNA from Bicyclus anynana (squinting bush brown), 1133 nucleotides. RefSeq names its product RNA/RNP complex-1-interacting phosphatase homolog. The record is from RefSeq and is a predicted model, not a curated record. Gene Ontology annotation, molecular function: polynucleotide 5'-phosphatase activity; protein tyrosine/serine/threonine phosphatase activity. Bases 210 to 1004 code for a protein of 264 amino acids. NCBI's taxonomy places the organism in Eukaryota, Metazoa, Arthropoda, Insecta, Lepidoptera, Nymphalidae. The transcript has a single exon. Gene Ontology annotation, biological process: dephosphorylation.
UGAAUCAUUGAUUUUAUGGGUGUUAACCGUGGGGGGAUGGGUUUCAACAGGUAUGACGUAGUCGUCGUGUAGCAUUUGACGUUUGUGGUCUUAGAGAUUAGAAUACAAAAUUUCAUUUUGAAUCUUAUUAUCUAUUUAAUCAGUUAUAACAUCAGUAGCGAAUUACUUUAAUAUAUUUUAAAUGAAUUGGUGGUGAAUUUACCCUUGAAAUGGGUUCUAAAAGCAUUCCCGAUAGGUGGAUACCAUACAAAGCAUGUGGUAAAGUUAUAGAAGGGACAAGGAUAAUUUGUUUUAAGGUUCCGCUUAGAAGGGUUGUACAAACAGCAGUUGUUAGUCCUAAUGAAAUAUGGGAUAUAAAAACACUUCUGAAAGCAAUUCCCAAGUUACGCGCCGUAAUAGAUCUGACCAAUACGGCGAGGUACUACGAUGCACAGGAAUUAAAAUCAGCGGGUAUUCUGCAUACGAAACUCUUAAUGCCAGGACGAAUAAUACCACCGGCAACUACAGUGACACAAUUCUUUAAUGCGGUUGACACAUAUCUCGAAGUAGAUAAUGAUUCUUUGAUCGGCGUUCACUGUACCCACGGAUUGAACAGAACUGGGUAUAUGGUUUGCCGCUACAUGCGCGAUCGACUUGGCAUACCUGCAGCUGAAGCUAUCAAACGAUUCGAAGAAGCGCGUGGCUACAAAAUUGAAAGGAACAACUAUAUCGCUGAUAUAAUGGGCAUGCCGCCACCGGCUCCUGUUUUUGGCCAAGAGACUAUUGUAAAACCUAUUAAGAGGAGUCAGGUUGAAUAUCAGUCACCCUUAAAUGAAGACAAUAAUGAAGACGACGAUAAAGACAAUAAUGAAGACGAUGAUGAAGACAAUAGAUCUGAAUCAAGAAAGAAAAAAUACUAUGGAUCGGGACAUAGAAGAAAUAGAAGAAAGAAAUUUAAAGACAAAGAAAGUUAUGCCACAUCACGUCAAUCAUCUUAUGUAUAUGAUUACAAGUAUGAUUACUGAAGUGAGAACAAUGUACAAACUGUACUGUGUUAUUUUAUUUUAUUUUAAGUCUUCAAUCGGCAUAAUACUAUUUUCCUUGAAUAAAAAAUUGUAAAAAUAAAUGAAUUAAAAAUUGUAAAAUUCCCACUA